Molecule: messenger RNA, 2135 nt
Organism: Linepithema humile (Argentine ant)
Lineage: Eukaryota; Metazoa; Arthropoda; Insecta; Hymenoptera; Formicidae
Source: RefSeq, a predicted model, not a curated record
ACUUAAGUUAAUGCAGAUAGGCGCUUUUCGCGCCUCGUACAGAAUUAAAAAAUUUGUUUUAUUCAUUUUAUUAAAACAAUAUAAAAUAUCAAAUGCUAUACUGAGCAUGCUCGAGGUUAAUAUUGUAUGCAAUGAUAGAAUUCAUUAAUUUUGCUUGAAGAAAUACAUUUAAUUAACUUGUUAAUAUUUCUUAUUUUUCUCUUCUCCAUGAGGGGUCUAUUCUAUUUAUGUCAGUAAAAUAUAUACGUUACUGAGCGUAUCAGCAAGACUCGUGUAUUGCGUAUGCGCAAAACGUUCGUCCUCAUCUGGGAAAACCGAUCCCCACGUAAACGUCGUUGCUUUUGUGGGGUUAUGUACAUAACGGAGUUUUUUAUCACUAUACAUCUGAUGCGAAUUUUACUGGGAAGCCCGAGAAAAAAUGCGAAUAAAGGGACGCUAACAAAAUUGAAUUAAGGAUUUCGUGCACCGAAUUUUCUAGAGAAACAGUAAAUCCUAGAACACAAGUUCUCUGAGAACGUAUGACAGCGGAAGGAAAAUUUCAAUGGAAUUUACCGAGAACAUGGUCGUGUUAGAAAACAUAAUUACUUAGUAGCAGCGCAAACAAAUUUCCAUCGACGGCGAGAAACGGCGUUUCAGGUUGCAUCACGCAUGUAUCUGCUUUCAAUGUUCUGUUUCAUCAUCCACGAUCACCUGACCAGAAAGAGCCACGUUGAGCGACUAUUUCGAUCUCAGAGAUAAGCGAUGAUCGUCGGAAGAAUCAUAUGUUUGAAGAAACAGUUUUUCGCACGAAAAUUUUCAAAGAGCACAAAGGAGGCAUGGGACAGUUUUCUGCGUAGCAGCCCGAGAGCGUCGCUCAGAAGAUUCUUAGAGAACCACGAUGAUGUGGCGAAUGAGAUUUUACAAAAUACCGAGAUCACUCGUAACCAUCUGACUCCGGAAUUGAAAUUAUUCCUGCUGACUCAGAAUUGUUCCUUGUAUCACAAGCCUGUCAUUAGCGAACAUGAGGAUGGAAAAUUUAGCUCUUUGACUAAAAACGUAUUCCAAGAUCCGUAUUGGUCGAUAUAUUGGCCUGGGGGUCAGGCACUGACAAGAUUCAUCUUCGAUGAAAGAGAAAAAAUUCUAAAAACGAUGUCAAAUUCAAGAAAAGAUACACUAAGGAUCCUGGAUUUAGGUGCGGGAUGCGGCGCUGCAGCAAUAGCUGCCAAAUUGACAAUUGGAACCUGCGAGAUUAUCGCGAAUGAUAUCAGCAGAGUCGCCUGCGUGGCCAUUGCGAUGAACGCGAUAUUGAACCACGUGGACAUCGAGGUGUCGUGGAAAAACCUCUUGGAAAAAUUCCCAGAAGAUUUAUACGAUGUGAUUUUUGUCGGUGAUUUACUAUAUGAUGAAGAAAUAGCGAAUGCCCUAAUUGCGUGGUUGGAACACACAUAUGCGCGAGGUGCGCGAAUUUAUCUAGGAGAUCCAGGAAGGUAUGGAUUAACCGAAGAUCUCAGGAAGCGAUUGAGAUUGUUGCGACGAUAUUCCUUGCCUCAAAAUGUCAAGAAGGAGAAUUGUGAUUACGACACGGCUGUCGUGUGGGAAUUUGUCGGACUGUGACGCACGUAGAAUUUACUAAUUAAGUGAAGUACGUUUGAAAGUGCAAUACCGGGAGAUAUUCUAAUGUAGAAUUUAAAAUCUUUUUAUAUUAAAUCAUUUGUUAAUCUUCGGACGCACUCACAAUCAAUUGAUACUUUAUUCUGAUGUAUUUAUUAUUUCUUUACUAUUAAUAAACGCUUAAUUGCGCUCAAGUUGCAAAAGCCGAUUACUCGACCGCUCUUUGAAUCCAUAUGCAUGGAUUGAUUAAGUAAUGUGUGUUUGUUCAGACGCAUGUGCUGUAGCGUUGACGCAAAUGCACAAAACUACUGACAAUUAUAUGUCGUAUAUAUCACAUAGUUAUAUGAAACAUUUGUAAUUUAAAGCUCACCGCAAUGACAAUCACGUAUGUCAUGCUUACGUAGAACAACAAGCAUGAUUCCCCGUGGAGAAAUCCUCACAAUGUUUCCAACUAAACGCGCUCAAAAUAAUCACAUGUGUGUAUAUCCUAUUUUAAAAGCAGGAAAUUCUGUUUCAUUAUAUAAUCUGUGUGUGCAUGUCUCGUC